Molecule: messenger RNA, 2131 nt
Organism: Lytechinus variegatus (green sea urchin)
Lineage: Eukaryota; Metazoa; Echinodermata; Echinoidea; Temnopleuroida; Toxopneustidae
Product: transmembrane protein 26-like
Exons: 3
Coding region: 80-1693 (537 amino acids)
Source: RefSeq, a predicted model, not a curated record
UUUUCUGACUAAAGUACAAUAGUAAGAGAAAACUCACUGGUUUUACAAUCUAAGAGGCAAGUAUACAGUUUUUGGCAGGAUGAGGGGAUGCCGUUUUUUCUUCAAAGCAGCAAUAAGUCGACUUCUCUUUAUUUCUCAUGGAGCCGUAGUCUGUUUUUGGCUUUUCUCUAUCAGAGAUGAUGAGUUCGUUAAGUAUUUUGGAAUUCCUCUUCUUCUUCUCCCAGUUGAGAUGAUCAUCACCUUACGAUGUACCAAGCACGGAGAAUGGAAAUGGUUUUCUCCGGCUCUGAUGCUAUAUCUUCUCUGUGUAAUUCCGGGUAUCGGUUUCUUGCAUGUGGAUAUCCAUGAAAGAAGAAUGAAACGGAUAGGUGACCCGGAGGUAUCCGAGUGCGAGAGAAUGGUGAAAAACUUUUCGUCUUUUCCUGAUUUAAACUACGGAGAUUAUAACUUCAGUCUGGAUUGGGUGAAGGGUGCGGAGGACUUCUUGAAACUGAAUGAAUGGCCUGAGGUAUUGGAGCAGACCACGAUGUUCUUGGUAAUACUUGGAAGAUGGAUGCUACCGAAAGGGAACCUCACCAAGGAACAGCUCUCUCAACUCCUACUUGUCUAUCUGGGUAUGGCAGCGGAUAUUCUGGAGUUCUCCAGCGAAAGUCUGGCCCAACCCGAGGUGGCCUGUGAUCUGAUCAAGAUCAGUAUAGUUGUAGGUUUCUGGGGGAUGAGCCUUUGUCAGUUUGCUCUCGUGCUGACAUCCGUAGCAGGUCCGAAGAUCCGUAAUUUUCGGAAUAAAAAGAAAAAGGGACAAAUGAAUGAUGCAGAAGAUAUUAUUGAGGAUCCCAAUGUCACGGGUGUUUCUGUUGAUCAGGAUAUAGUAGUGAAGCGGCCAUCUGUCUGCGGGUCGGAGAUCUGGUCUCUUCUGAUAGUCCUCUUCUUACAAGAUUGCCCCUUUCUGGCGAUGCGCUUAUAUUUGAUCAUCAAAUUUAGCAUUGUUGAUCGGGCUAUGCUUUUCUUUUCUGGGAAGAACUGCCUGGUGUUUAUGCUCGUCACAUAUCGCAUCUUUGUGCUAUGCGGAGAGCACAACACGCAGGCCAAGGUCAGGCCCGUGCCACUCGUAGGUAUUCACCAGCAACCUCCAGUUUGUGCAUUUGCUGCCAGGAAACGAAAGUCAAGAUGGUCGCUCGGUCCUAGAGUAAGCGGGUUCACCAACAGCUUGAUGAAUCGCGCCCAAGCACUCGACCGAGAUAUAAGGAUUAAGAUUGGCCUGCCUAUCCCCUCCAAGUCCGACGGACCGCCUUCAACGUCGAUGACGUCGUCUCCUGUCGCACUGGAAGGUCACCAUUCUGUCGAGGUAACCGAGGUUGAUUACAUCGAUUCAGUCACUCCAGACCUUGAUCCAGACACUACCGAAACAGCAAUCAUCGACACGUCACGGUCCAUGCCUUCCUCUGCUGGUGAAGCAAAGCAGACUACGCCAAGAAUAACCAAACCUGAUGGCGUCGAUAAAACAGAUAACAUGAUCUUAAAACCUGACAGUCAUGACAGCGGUGACCAAACCGUGAUUGAGAUCGAAACCGACAGCGGAUAUAAGAGAAGUCUCACUGAUGACAGCAUCGAAAGUAGGGCUAAUGUGACAGAAUCUAGGAGUGAAUCCCGUGAUACGAUUGACCAAACGCCGCUUACUGAUAAUAUUGAAUAACGUAAUCAAUGACGAGAUAUUGUAGAUAGUAGGGCCUACUCUAAGGAGAUGUUUUGAAAGUAUAACACAAAGCCGCGAAUAAAAAUAAAUAGACUGGGUGAAUAGGGACUAUGCUAAACCUGUGCAAAAAAUAGAUCUUGUCAACCAAAAUGAUUAUAGUAUACAUAAAAAUAAAUGAUAUACUUCAUAUACAUCCUACUAUCAAAUUAGAUAAUAUAAAAGAAAAAAACGUAUUAAUGAAGUAAAAUCUCAUAAAUACAGUAACAAUGAGUUUGGUUGACCUACUAUGAUUAUGCAUGUCAGAUGUAAUAAAAAUGUAUUUAUUCGAAAUUCUAUAUUGUAACAAAGAAUUCAUUUAAAUCAACAAACGAUAAACUUUUGUCAUAUUAUUUAGAUGCAACAAUGCAAGUAUGUUUAAACCUCGCACCUAGGAUUGUU